AUGGUGUCAACACUACAGCAGUCGAUUAACUUUGUUGCUAGAACCCACAUUUCUGAUUUGAAAAAUGCGUUCUACAAUCUUUUGACAUUCGGGAUGUUUUAUGUUGUUUGCAGGCUGUCUAAAAGGAUGGAAAUCAUUCUAAAAACAUCUCCCGCUAUUCUUUCCGAAGCUAAUUGCGUUUUGCUAGAGGAUCAAUAUGGCCAAUAUCAAAUCGUAAUGGUUAAGAGAAUACCAACCAGAAACACACUUGUUCUCUCCAGAUAUAUCAAAGAUCACUGCUGUACCAUCCUGGACACCUGCUAUGGAAGAUUCAUCUACGAUUACAAAUUGGACAAGUUUGUUAUUCCAUCCUAUAUCUUCAAUGUAAAGAAAUCAUUUGAUGAUGUUUAUCAAAGUUAUAUUAUGAAAAGCAAAGAAGAAGAAAGAACAGAAAACUAUGAGAAAACAAUAAUAUUUGGAAAAAAUGAACUAGGCAUGCAAAUUCCAGAGCUAUCAGAGAUAUUCUUAAACCAGCUUUUUGAUCCCUUAGUUCUCUGGGAAAUCAUCUCGCUAAUCAUUUGGAUUAGUAUUAAUUAUAUAAUAUAUGCUUCAGUUGCAAGUAUAAUCUUUACGGCAAUGUUUGUGAUUGAAAUUAAUAGAGAAAUUAAAAAUAGAAACGCACUGCUCAGGAGCUUAAGGGUAUCAAAUGUUAGGGCGCUGAGAGAGGGCGCUUUCAGAUCUGUUCCAGAGUGCGACAUUCUGCCUGGAGACAUCGUUUACAUUGACACAACCGACAACUUCACCUGUGAUGUAGAGAUAUUGAAGGGAGAUGUAAUAACCGAUGAGAGUUUCUUGACGGGGGAGGCGGUGCCCAUUUGCAAAGGGAUUGGAUCGAUUGUGUACUCUGGAACUAAAGUCAUAAAGUCCACGUCUUCUUCUGUCUCGUUGAAUAACACAAAGCUUGAGAAGUUGGUAAGAGUUAAGAAUCUUACGCGCUCUAAGGCCUCAUCAUUUGUUGCUCCAGUAUCAAGUUUUGACCAGACCGAUAAUUCUGCUAUUGGUAUUGUUUUAAAAACAGGCAAGAAAAACUAA
This is a messenger RNA of Vittaforma corneae ATCC 50505, 1071 nucleotides long. Its product is annotated as HAD ATPase, P-type, family IC. The coding region runs from base 1 to 1071 and encodes 356 amino acids. Gene Ontology annotation, cellular component: membrane. The transcript has a single exon. NCBI's taxonomy places the organism in Eukaryota, Fungi, Microsporidia, Nosematidae. Gene Ontology annotation, molecular function: P-type transmembrane transporter activity. The record is from RefSeq and is a predicted model, not a curated record. Gene Ontology annotation, biological process: intracellular calcium ion homeostasis.